UUCUCGACGCAGCACAUGAAAGAGAACAUCUUCCACAUAAUAUCACGCAUUUGUAUUUGUAUUUGUAUUUGUAGAGUAUAUUAAUUAAUUUCGUAAGCAGCACGAUGGGUUUGCUGACAAUUUUGAAGAAGAUGAAGCAGAAGGAGCGCGAGAUGCGGCUGCUGAUGUUAGGUCUGGACAACGCGGGGAAAACGACCAUCCUGAAGAAGUUCAACGGGGAAGACGUGAGCACCAUCUCCCCCACGCUGGGCUUCAACAUCAAAACACUGGAGCACCGAGGUUUUAAAUUGAAUAUUUGGGAUGUAGGUGGUCAGAGGUCUCUGCGCUCUUACUGGAGGAACUAUUUCGAGAGCACAGACGGGUUGGUAUGGGUGGUGGACAGCGCAGACAGACUCAGACUGGAGGACUGCAGGCAGGAGCUCAGCUCGCUGCUGCUUGAGGAGAGGUUAGCUGGUGCAACGCUGCUGGUGUUUGCCAACAAACAGGAUUUACCAGGAGCGUUGUCCAAAGAAGCCAUCAAAGAGGCCCUGGCCCUGGAUGAGAUCAAGAACCACCACUGGUGCAUCAUGGGUUGCAGUGCAAUUACAGGAGAAAACUUGCUAUCAGGAAUAGACUGGAUGCUGGAUGAUAUUGCUGCGAGGAUAUUCACCGCCGACUGAGUGCUUUUGAUCGCUGGCCAAGCCCUCUGGUUCAGAAAACUGACACUGUAGAGGACCGGUUACAUCAAUGUUUUUUUUAAUUUUUUUUUUUUCAAGUUUGUGCAAUGUGGCUUGACCGAAUGAACUGUGGUCCUCAGGCUUUUGUGUAUUUUUUUCUGCCAAUAAAUGUAGCUGUCGAUAC
Molecule: messenger RNA, 840 nt
Organism: Cololabis saira (Pacific saury)
Lineage: Eukaryota; Metazoa; Chordata; Actinopteri; Beloniformes; Belonidae
Gene: arl2
Product: ADP-ribosylation factor-like 2
Exons: 5
Coding region: 105-659 (184 amino acids)
Biological process (GO): protein folding
Cellular component (GO): cytoplasm; microtubule cytoskeleton
Molecular function (GO): GTPase activity; GTP binding
Source: RefSeq, a predicted model, not a curated record